This is a messenger RNA of Monoraphidium neglectum, 1020 nucleotides long. RefSeq lists its product as hypothetical. The transcript has a single exon. The annotation marks the transcript as partial. The record is from RefSeq and is a predicted model, not a curated record. Lineage: Eukaryota; Viridiplantae; Chlorophyta; Chlorophyceae; Sphaeropleales; Selenastraceae.
UACAAGCUCUCAGAGCUGCUAAUUGUAUCGCCUCCGCCCACAGCCGCGCCAAGCGCAGAGGCCUCCAGUUGUGCCGCGUGCGGCCACCAGGGCCCUCACACACCCGCGAUCAGCGCAGGCUGCGCGCCGCAUGGCGCAACCACGCCAAGUGGGGCCAGCAGCAGCACCCGCGACAGUGAGCACAGCAACCCCGGCGGCGCCACCAUCAUAACAAGUGGCUGCGGAUCCAGCGCCGCAGAUGGCAGCGCCAGCAGCAGCUACAGCGGACUCCUGCAGCACACCGCACCGCCCACUGCUGGGCCCUCCCUCAACCCCGCGUCAGAUGUGUCCCCCGGGCGCUCUGCCGCGAUUGCAGCAGCUGUCAGCGCUUCUGAGCAGGACCCUGGCACCAGCGCCAGCCGCCUGGUGACAGCUCAGAUGCAGUCGGUGCCUCUCACCUCGCAGCAGGCGCUGCGACCGCUGCAGCCACAGCCGCAGGAGCCGCCGCAGCAGCAGCAGCAGCCGCCGCAGCGGCAGCAGCAGCGGCAGCAGCUGAUGCAGCGGCUGUCGCAGUUGCAGCAGCAGCAGCAGCAGCAGCAGCAGCAGCAGCCGCAACAGCAACAGCGGUCGCACGCAGGUGGCUGCACCAGCUCAAGAUCGGGCAACAGCAGCAGCGCCUUCAGCGACAGCGGUGGCAGCGGUGCUGCCUCAGCAGCUGGCCGCACCCCUUCAGCUGCAGCAGCUGCAGCAGCAGUCCGCCGCACCAUGCCGCCCGCGCGGUCCCUGCCGCCGUGGUCCCGGCCAAUGGCCGCGGGCGUGCCCCUCACCCCAGGCUAUCCGGCCGCCUACUACCCCCAGCCCCUGCUGGCGCUGCCCGCGGGCUACCCUUCGCUGGCAUACGUCGCCUUCCCGGGCGCCCCCGUGCCAUACCCUAUUAUGUUUCCCGGGUACCCCGGCGGUUUCGUGUACUUCCCCGCACCCCAUAUCCUUUUUGCCGCGCCGCCCGCGGCGGCGGCGCACAUGCAGCACCAGCGGCCCUAG